This is a messenger RNA of Cuscuta europaea, 1258 nucleotides long. Lineage: Eukaryota; Viridiplantae; Streptophyta; Magnoliopsida; Solanales; Convolvulaceae. The record is from the annotation of a GenBank genome assembly.
GGUGAACAGUGUCAUUAAUUUUUUUGUGCGUCGGAAGAGAACGUCUUGCCAGUCCGUAGCUGUUUCCUGGACGCCGCAGCCUCCUGCGGAUCCCAAAUCCUCCACCUUCCAGCCGAAAAAUGAUUAGCCUUCUCCGAGUCUCUGCGAGAUCAAGUCGUCCGAUCCAGGCAAUCUUGAGGAAUCAACAGUUUUCCUUGCCCCGCUUCAACAUUUCCGGACUGUUUACCACGGAAGCUCAGACUCCGCCACCUGCACCACCGCAGCAACCGCAACGUGGGAACUUUCCUCCUAGACCGAUACCCAAUUUUGAACCUAAUGGUAAAGUGUAUGGGAGGAUAAAUUUGCUUGGCAGGUAUACAACGAAGACUGAUAUUAUAACUAUGAUGGGAGACUCUAAUUUGACGCCGGAAGAUAUCAAGAUUGAUUACCUCCCAAACUUCAGUGGCAAUGCAGCAGUAAUUCAAUUCCCUUCACAAGCUGAUUACUCAGCUGCAGUCAGAGCAGUUACACCAAAGACCACUCGGCAAGGUGGUCUCUCAAAGGUUGAACGCACGCAAUGGGAGAAUUUGAAAUCGCAUGAUGGAAAAUCAAUUGUACUGCAAGGUAUUCCUCGAAACGCAGUGAUUGACGAUGUGGAACGCUUUCUUACUGGAUGCCAGUAUGAUGCUUCUAUAGAGAUGUUUUCCCGCCUUCUGCAGCCAAGAUCACAAAAUCAAAACCAGGAGGCAGUUAGAAUGGCUGUUGUCCACUUCCCUUCACAGGUUUUGGCUUCACACGCCUUUAUCACCAAGAACAGAGGCUUCUGUCUCAAUAACCAAAUCGACAUUCGAAUUCUGCAUUAGCAAUUCACCCAUAUAUGAUGAAAUUUGGAGGGAUGUGUGCUGGUAACUUUUUGGUGCUAAUACACCAAUGGCACCUUUUAUUUGAUCGCUUGUUACAGAUCUAGUGAGAUUUGUGAUGUCGUUUGGAGGGAUACGUGCUGUUCUUUUAACUACUGCUGUCCGGAAUCAAUUGUAGUUUUAGAAUUUAGGUAGUUAUUAUUUUUUCCCAGAAGUAACUGUUGUUUUAGAUAUUGGAUUAUAAGCAUAUUUUUUUUAUGGAAUCGGUCUUCCAAAUUUGGCCAUAUUGGCUUUUCCAAGAGUACAAGCCAAUCUACUGAAAUUAUGCAUGGGACUGCUGAAUCAUGGCAAAAUUAUCUUCUUUAAUGCUAAACAUUUAUAGCAAAACCCGAAAAGGGUUCUCUUAUAAUGUUCCUUAA